AUGGCUCCUCUCCCAGCGCCUUUCGCCGGGCUGUCCGCCCGUGGUCUGGCGAAGGCCGUGCGGCGGAAACUGAGGAGCGCCGCGCGUCGCAUCUCCGACUCGGCUUUCUGUCGUUUCUGCUCCUUCGUCGCCCACGCUUCUCAGGCUGCUGCGCGGCGGCCCUCCGCGUCUCUGCUUCAUCGCUGUGCCGUUCUGGGCCACCACCGGGAAGACUGCGACGCGAACUGUCCCUCUACGCGGGAGAAGUGUCCCGAGAGUCUCCUGCCGCACGCUUCUGGGGUCUCUGCGCCUGCCGGUGCGUCGUGUGCGGCGCAGCCGGAUGCCGCCGCUGUACGUACACCGCAGAAGGCAGGCGGACGGUCGAUCGUCGCUCAGUUGCUUGGCCGUUUCUCGCGGUUCACGUGCUGUGGAGUGGUCAGCAAAAGUCUUCGUUUCCUCGCCCGCUUGCUUCCUUCUCUGGCCGUUCUGUUGUUCGCCGUCGCCACGCUUGUCUACUUUGUGUACGUGCAGCCUGCAAUCUGCAUCCCGGACGCCGACUCCGAAGACGCCUUCCCCCUCCUUCUCCCGCCUCUUCAACUCCGGCUGUCGCUCCAGGCGCAGCGCGGGGGCGCCUCCGAGGGUGCGGAGAGUUCGGCUGCAAACGCCGAGCAAGUGCGUCUCUUGAACGCGGCGUUCUGGGCAAACCCCGUUCUGGCGGCGGUUCAGGACUUGCAGGCAGUGCCGCUGUGCACGUUUCUCAGUGUGUUCCUGCUCCUGAAUGCGCUGUACAACUUUUACUUCGCCUGUGCAGUCGAUCCUGGCCGCCCCCCCGUCCUCGUGGCGAAACGCGAGGACAACGGCGUCACGGAAGAAGUCUUCGUGUACACAACGGAGCGCGGGGAGACGGAAACCGCGUCGUUCACCUUGUCCCCUUCGUCCAGUCCUGCCGCUCCGGGCGCGUCGGUCGACAGCUCGUGGCCGCGCUGCGCCUCGCCACGCCGUGCAGCCACGCCCCGUCUCAGCCCGAGUAGGACUCGCCCCGUUCCGCCUCCGGCAGCAGCGCCGAGCCUGGGGGAGAUCGAGGCGAGUCUUGCUCCGGAUGAGGCGCGCCAGGCGCGGACACCUCCGUUCACUCCCGCGACAGCCGCGUCUUCUCCAGGCGCGUCCGGCGAGCUCGUGCAGAAGCCAGUGCCGCGACGAGACCGACGAGAGGACGCGGCGCGCGGAACGCCGGACCCAAGUUUCGGGGAGGGCCCGAGCGCUCCGGACGACGUCGGCGACUUCGGCGACUUCGAGGCAGACGUUCGGUUUCUGCUCCCCGCUUCUCGAGCGCUGCGUCCCGUGCAGAGCUACGCAGCCCAGCGCGCUGGGGGCUCCUCGCCCGGGCGCACCUCUUCGCUUCGCCCGAUCCGCUCUCCGGCCUCGUCUUCCCCGUCUCAUCCUUCGUCUGCUGUUCCCUGUUCCUCUCCGCUGCCUUCUCCGGGACCGCGCGCAUCUGGGCGGCGAGACGCUUCGGCGCUCUGUGCGGGCGGCCAGCUGACGUCUCGCCUGGUCCCUCACUGCGUGAAGUGCGGGGCAGUGAAGCCGCCGCGAAGCCAUCACUGCCGGAUUUGCAAUCGGUGCGUGCUGAAGCAAGAUCACCACUGUCCGUGGCUGAAUCAGUGUGUAGGCCUGCACAACUACCGCUUCUUCUUCCUCUUUGUGUUUUUCCUCUUCCUCCUCAUCGUCCACACGCUCUGGGUAAUGCGCUUCUCUCUGUACGGCGCCUUCGCCUUCCGGAAGAUCGUCGCCGAAAGCCGCGCACACCAUGCACGGCUCCUCUCCGAGCAGUUUGCCAUCGUGCGCCGCAUGCAAGUCCUCCAGGCGGAGGGCCGGGCACCCGUGCGCAGCCUGAUCGGCGAAGACGGAGAAGGCGCUUUCCUCGCGGCUGUGGAGAGUCUGCGCCGCCGGCCGCCUUCGGGGAGGGAGGAAACUGCGGGGGGCCGAGAAGGAAGCUUCUUUUCUCUCGGCCGACUCCUCCGCCUCCCGUUCUGGUUUCACGCCUUUCUCCUGUCCUUUGCGGAGGGAGACGCCGACGACGCGGUCGCGUGGCGAGGCGAGGAAGUCCCGGACGACGCGGUCUGGGCACUCGUGAAGGAACUGGAAGAGACGCUCCAGACGAGACACGAAGCGGCGCUGCGCGACGCGCCAGACUUGGCGCGACAGGUCGCGGCCGCGCGGUCCCCAGAGGAGUCGGAGCUGCGGGGUGACGUGUCUUCUCCCCGCGUGGCAAGCGCAGUCGAAGAUGCAGCCACAGAGGCUUUGAAGCUGGCGAGGCGCCUCGCCAGGCAACGCAUCGGCCCGAUUCCGUACGCGUUUCGGACCCUGGUCGUCGUGGAGCGAAUUCUGCAACACCAACGGGAGGCAGCCGCCAUCCUCGACAGACAGCGCGAGAGACGCAAGAGCGAAGGCGACGCAACCGAGGACGAACGGGAAACGUCCUGGAGAGACCCCGCCUGGUGGCUGUGGCAAACGUGGGAAAGACAGGCGAUUCUGUUCCUCGGGCUCCUCACGCUGAACGUCGGCGUAGCCAUCACGGCGCUCGUCUUCUUCCACGUCUACCUUCUCCUCGGAAACCAAACAACAAUCGAAAUGCAGCGGAACUGCGCUACUCGGCGGAGACUGUGCAGUCUCUCCGCAGCCGCUCCCAGCUCGUCAUCGCCCGCACCGUCUGCUGGCCCGAGCCCCAGUUCAGGGUAUUCUCUGCCGUCUGCCGUGCCGCCGUCGGAGGUUGGCGUCUCCCCUUCUCUCUCGUCCUUCUCUUCGUCGUCUCCGCCUUGGCAAAACGUCGUCGAGCCUUCCAGCGCAGCGCCUUCGAAGGCGCCGAGCUGUGCGCAUGCACUUCCGGAGUCGGAUCUUCUGGGGCGCGUGGAGCCGCGCGACCUUUCGCUUCUCGGGUUUUUUCUGCUGUUUCUGAGGUCCUCGAGUCCGUCUGCGCUCCUACCCUUCCACAAAGGCCUGCGAGAGAACUUCCGGGAAGUCUUUGGUCCGUCGCCGUUUCCUCUCUUCCUCUUUCCGUUUCUGGCGCGUCCGCCCGAGCGAUCUGUCGAGGAGAUCCUGGGGAGAGCCGAGACUGAGCAAGGUGCGCGCGCCUCGUGUGCGGGGGGCGAGAACCUUUUCCGCAGCGCCGCUCUUCAGUUGGUGGCUGCCGACGCUCCUCGGCGCCUGUCCGUCUGGUGCUUGAACCUUCUGCAGGGGUUCAGACAAGCUGCGCGCGCUGGAAGUCUGCCCAGAUUUGGUUUUCAAGAAAAGCAACGCUCCGGUUAA
Messenger RNA from Neospora caninum, 3285 nucleotides. RefSeq names its product putative zinc finger DHHC domain-containing protein. Gene Ontology annotation, molecular function: palmitoyltransferase activity. The record is from RefSeq and is a predicted model, not a curated record. NCBI's taxonomy places the organism in Eukaryota, Apicomplexa, Conoidasida, Eucoccidiorida, Sarcocystidae. The transcript is spliced from 2 exons. The coding region runs from base 1 to 3285 and encodes 1094 amino acids.